Molecule: messenger RNA, 497 nt
Organism: Strongylus vulgaris
Lineage: Eukaryota; Metazoa; Nematoda; Chromadorea; Rhabditida; Strongylidae
Source: the annotation of a GenBank genome assembly
AUGCAUUGCAAAGAUCAGAGAAUCAAGUUGGUUCGAGAAACAAUGGAAGGAAUUAGAGCUGUGAAAUCUUCGGCGUGGGAAGGUUUCUUUGAGAAAAAGAUCACUGGGCUGAGAGAAGAUGAGCUCAAAUAUUUAAAGGCUUUCACCUGCUUAGCGUUGGUGAAUAUCCUCAUCAUGCCUCUAAACGCCUUCCCUUGGGUUCUUAAUGGCUUAGUGGAGGCGUUGGUAUCGCUAAGGAGGCUUACUCGGCUAUUUGCUUUAAAGAAUAUGGACGUUCACGAUGUGUACACGUUAUCCGAAGAGAAAGACACUGUAAUGUACGUUCGUGAAGGAAAUUUCUUUUGGAGAGGUUCAAAACAUGCCAUAAGCGGGGUUUCAUUUCACGGAACCAAGGGUAAGAUCAUUGGGAUUUCUGGUGAUGUGGGAAGUGGCAAAACAACACUCUUGCUCGGUAAUUCUCUUCUUUUUUUUUCCAAAUCUAAUUCCCUUUAUUGAUC